This is a messenger RNA of Nothobranchius furzeri (turquoise killifish), 1133 nucleotides long. RefSeq names its product ADP-ribosylation factor-like 10 (gene arl10). NCBI's taxonomy places the organism in Eukaryota, Metazoa, Chordata, Actinopteri, Cyprinodontiformes, Nothobranchiidae. Gene Ontology annotation, molecular function: GTP binding; GTPase activity. The record is from RefSeq and is a predicted model, not a curated record.
GUGCAGGAACCUUCCGGGGGAAGCAGCAGCCAGUCAGCGAAGCCCGGCUCUCAGGCUCCACUGUCCCGGUUCCGGUUCGGCUCCCCGUCGCUCCACACAUGGUUCUGCUCCGCCACAUCUCCAUCGCCCUGACCGCCGCCGUGGCUGCCCUGGGCUCCGCGCUCUUCCUCGCCCUCAACUACUUCUACAAGCGGCGGGUAUGGUCUCCACAGGCGGAGUACCGCAGCAUCACGGAGGAGGAGGAGGAGCGGGAGAAGCGUCAGGUUCUGGUUCUGGGUCUGGACGGUGCUGGGAAGAGCAGCAUGCUCCAGGGUCUGAACCCCGGGGAGGCGGUCACUAAGAGAAGUCGCUGCAGACCCACUCGCGGCUUCAACUUCAUGAGCCUGGAAGCUCCCGCCUGUCAGCUGGACUUUCUGGAGAUCGGUGGUGGCGAGGACCUGCGGCGCUACUGGUUGGACUACCUUAGGAGGACUCACAUUCUGGUCUACGUGGUGGACUCAUCCGACCGAAGCCGCCUCCCAUUGGCUAAAGCUGAGCUGCACCGCCUCCUAAGCGUGGAGCCUCAGCUGCCGGUGGUCGUCCUCGGAAACAAGCAGGACAAAGCCAACGCCGUGAGCGUGUCGGAGCUUCAUGACGCUUUGUCUCUGGACGCUGUGGCCGACGACAGAAAGCUGUUCCUCCUGGCUGCACAGCUGGACUCUGAAGAAGCCAAGAGGAGAUCCUGCCAGGGUCUGGACACCGUCCACGACCUUCUGCUGCAGCUCGUCUGAUCUGCUGUCCUCCCACAGAGGCCAGCUGGAGGACGUAGCCGGCAUCAUUCUCCUCUUCCUCCUCACUUUUGUGGCUCCUUUCAGGCAGAGGUGGUGGUGGUGAAGAGGAGCACAAAGAGAUGCGGUGGGCUUGUGUGACUCAUCACGAAGGAGGAGGAGGAGGCAGGAUGAAGCUUUGACUCAAAGAUAAAGACUUCAGUGACUCAUACCUGUGUGUACCUGUUACAGGUUUGCUUUAGUGUGUAGCUCUGGUCGUACACCAUGCCUAUGACCACUCAUUCUGUGUUUUCAUCAGCUUUUAUGAAGGGAUUUAAUAUAAAAUAAGAACGCUGUGUUCCUGGACGGAAUAAAACAGAAAAAUUA